GGCUCGUUCAUGCCCACAGCUACCAGGAGAUGCGGGGGAGGAUGACAACACCCAUACUCCCGCUUCUCUUCCCCUUCCUGCUCUUCCUCUCCCCUGUGCUUUAUGUGAGGUAAAUAUUAUGAGGCCCGUUUUACAACAGGAAACUGGAGCUCGGAAGUAAAGUGACUUGCCUUAGGCACACACCUAAUAAGAGGCAGAAAUGGGUUUGGUGCCCUUGUCACUAAGUAGCACAUGUUUACUGUGUUUUUAUGGGGGACAGAAUGGUUGCUGCUCUUGGACCUAUGAACUACAGGGUUACUUCAGAUCCCAUUUUUCUCAUUGUUGCCUUUUAUCUCUCAGAGAUUGCUGAAGUGAGGAUGAGGUGAGACAAUGGGUUUGAGAGUUACACACAUACAUACAUUUUUUUAUAAGAGGUACUUUAAUCCCUCUAACCUGCUCUGCUUUUCUACUCACAGAAACCUCACCAUUAAAACUUCACGUCCAUAGGGAUGCCUUGUUUUGCUGUUACAGUGCAAAUGCUGUUCUGCUGAUGGUGGCCCUUGCCAGCAACCCCUGUCUUUGCUUUUGAUGACUUACUCACAUUUCCCUGUAGGGAAGUUUUUUACUUCAGGGAAUUUCCAUUCCCUGCUCUUACACCGUGUCACAAGUCUUUCUUAUGGCUUCCCAGGGUCAAACCUCUGCUUAUAUCCCAGGUGUCCUGUAGCCCAACUUGGAGUUCUAGCUCUUUUGUUUCCUCCAGGACAGGCAAUGCCUGUGGUUAUGUUGCUCUGCUUUCUGUCACAGACACUUGGGUGGUUAAGCGUUUUUUAUCAGACCGUACCUGUUACAUAACCUCACUGCCCAGUAGUCACACACAUUCACAAAUGUGUCCACUUUAACUCAUUCUCUCUUCUCUUUAUUUUAUUCACAUUAAUUCUCUCAUUUACUUAAUUGUAGUAUCUUAAAGUUAGAAGAAUUAUCAGCCCAACUUCUUUCCCAAUAUAGAAAUCUUCUGUAUUCCAUUGGUAGCUACUAAUAGCUUAAUGGUUGAGAGCCUGGCUUUGGAGUCAGGCAAGACCUAUCAUUUAUUGGCUGUGAACUUGAAUACCUGACUCUUCUCUGUUUCAUUGUCUGCAAAAUAUAAUUAAUAAUAGUAGGAACUCAACAUUAGUCAUCUUCUAUUAAGGGUCUACUUACACAACUCCUCAAAUUAGGAACUUAAUCCUGUAGCAACUGUUUUUGAAUGAGACGAUCUGUACUUCUCUAUAAUUACCCAUUGGUCUUGUCCUACCUUCUGUACAUUGUUUAGGUAAAGUCCCUUUUCUGGAGAACUGCUCUUUGAUGUAUCUGAAAACGGUAUUCACACCCUCUGAGUCUUCUACUUUUUGGGUUCAACAGCUUCAGUUCUUUUAGCAGCUGCUUAGACCACAGUCUUGAUUUGGUUUCUGGUCCCUUGAAAACUGUGAUUACUGUCCUUGGGACCUGGUGUGGGAUGUCACUGUCUUUUUUCAAAAUAUGGUACUCAGAAUUGAACUUAGGACCCUAGGGGUAGACUAACCAGCUCAGCAGUGAGGUGGCUAUCCCACCUUGUAUCCUUUUUUUUUUUUUUUUUUUUUUUUGCGGUAUGCGGGCCUCUCACUGUUGUGGCCUUUCGUUGCGGAGAACAGGCUCCGGACGCGCAGGCUCAGUGGCCAUGGCUCACGGGCCCAGCCGCUUCGCGGCAUGUGGGAUCUUCCCGGACCGGGGCGCAAACCCGUGUCCCCUGCAUCAGCAGGCAGACUCUCAACCACUGCGCCACCAGGGAAGCUCCACCACCUUGUAUCCUUUUAAUACAGCCUAAGUGGGAACCCCUGAAGCCACUGAUGGAAGCCACAUUACAUGGGCAUCGGACCAUGAACCCCUGUCCUGUGUGGGAGCAGAAGAGUGGCCGUGUGUACCUAUUCUUCAUCUGUGUGCGGGGCCAUGUCACUGAGCGUCGACAGAUUGUGUCAGGCAGGAAUGCUGCCCGCCUCUGCUUCAUCUGCAGUCAGGAUGCUGGCUAUUCAUGGAGCGAGGUGAGGGACCUGACCGAGGAGGUCAUUGGCCCAGAGGUGGAGCACUGGGCCACGUUUGCUGUGGGCCCAGGUCAUGGCAUCCAGCUGCAGUCAGGGAGGCUGAUCAUCCCUGCAUACGCCUACUACAUCCCUUACCGGUUCUUUUGCUUUCGGCUACCAUAUAAAGCCAGGCCUCAUUCCCUGAUGAUCUAUAGUGAUGACCUAGGAGCCACAUGGCACCAUGGCAGGCUUAUUAAGCCCAUGGUGACAGUGGAGUGCGAAGUGGCAGAGGUAACUGGGAAGGCUGGCCACGCUGUGCUGUAUUGCAGUGCCCGGACACCAAACCGGUGCCGAGCGGAGGCUCUCAGCACUGACCAUGGUGAAUGCUUUCAGAAACCAGCUCUGAGCCAACAGCUCUGUGAGCCCCCUCAUGGCUGCCAAGGCAGUGUGGUGAGUUUCCGGUCCCUGGAGAUCGCAAAUGGGUGCAAGCACCCUGCUGGCAAAGAUGCUCCUACCAUUCAGCAGAGCCAUCUGCUGGACAGCUCACUGAGGCUAGAGCCAGAAGCUAGAACCCUGUCAGAAUCAUGGCUCUUGUACUCACACCCAACCAGUAAGAACCGGAGGGUCGACCUAGGCAUCUACCUCAACCAGAGCCCGUUGGAGGCUGCCUGCUGGUCCCGUCCCUGGAUCUUGCACUGCGGGCCCUGUGGCUACUCUGAUUUGGCUGCUCUGGAGGAGGAGGGCUUGUUUGGGUGUUUGUUUGAAUGUGGGACCAAGCGGGAGUGUGAGCAGAUUGCCUUCCGCCUGUUUACAGACCGAGAGGUCCUGAGCCACGUGCAAGGGGACAGCACCAGCCCUGGUAGGAACUCUGAGCCAACUCAAAACUGAUUGGCUUAGGACCCAACUUCCCAUCGAAGGGCUACCAUAGGAGGCAACCACAGCCUGGACAGUGGAGGCCAGGAUAACAGAGGUUACUGAAGUCUGCAGAGAAUCCAAAAACGUAAUAUUCUGCUCCCUACCUUUCUUCACUUCUCCAAAGAGCAAAAUGAAAAUGUUGCCAUAGCUACUGCAGUCGAGAGGGCACUGACGUGUGAGUUGAGAGACCAUGAUGCAGUCCUGGCUUUUCCACUGGCUUGCUUUGGGACCUUGGGCAUGUCACCUGUACUCUGUGGGCCUCAGGUCUCCAUCUGUAAAAUGAGAGGAUUGGGUCUGUGGUUUCUCUUCUUCCCAUCCCUAAGAAAGGCAGAGCGCCUGCAUGCUCCCUGAUCAGCACAUCCUGGCUGCAUAUAGGACUCUUAUCUCAAAAUGGAAGUCAGAGGACUCAGCUUUUCAAAUGACUCGCCACUCAUCCAAGUAUGAGGUUGCAAGCAGGUGUCAUGGCACAAAGGAAGAUGUGGGUGGAUUGUUGUUUUUAACAACAAAACACACACAUCCUUCUAAUCAUGCUCAGAGCUCUACAGGCUCACUGUUCUAGAGGAAUUGGGCAAAAUAGUAGAAUCAUGAGGUCACUUACCUUCUCCAGCUUUGCAGCUCUACUCAACCUUCCCUUAUCCAGAAAGCAUUAUCUCCUAGGGAGAAAAUGAGAAGCUCAAUGUCAGUGGUCCUUGAUGAUGGUACUUAUUGUUUCUGAUGGCAUGACUCCUAUGAAGGAUCAACUUGAAGUUCAUUUAUUAGGAUAGUUCUUGAUGGGAAAUGGACAUGGGUUAGGACUUUAAAGCAUUGAACAAAACUUCCCACAGUCUCUGCCCUCAAGGAGUUCACAGUUUAUGGGGCUAGAAGAGGGAGAAAAGUCAAGAAAAUAAAUGCAGCUGGUAGGGUAGGUUGUAGAUGUUGGGCUGUAACUUGGGGUGAUGGUAGCUCCUGAUGUCAUUAUCUUAGCUGUAUCCUCAUUGUGCCUGGAGUCAUCUGCCCCAGAGCUUGCCCAGACUGCUGGCUUUCUCAGUUUGUUUUUCUCAGAAUGUUGUCCUGGCCCAGCCACUCCUUUACCCAUGGAGAAGGUCUUCACCAUUAGGAAGGUCUCUGGACUCCCAAAGCUCUGAAUCAGGCAUAUUUGUUCGGACCUACUGGAAUCACUGUUGGGGAAGUAGGGAUGCAUCUUUGUCUAAUAGAUUUGGGGCUGAACUUUGCCCGUGCUGGUUCUCUCAGACGAAAACAGAUGGUCGCUCUUACUUUUGACUGUUUCCCCCAUGAGCCUGUUACUGCGACAAAUAUUCUAUCAUGAGAGGUAUCUUUUUUUGUCCCUAUUUUGGGCGGAUAAUGCCUUAAACAGGCAUCAGGUAAAUAUAUUUCGUGCUGAGUAAUGACCCUGGAGAGCAAGUCUUAGUCAUGGAACA
Orcinus orca (killer whale) is the source of this 4345-nucleotide messenger RNA. It is a transcript of the gene NEU3, whose product is annotated as neuraminidase 3. Gene Ontology annotation, molecular function: exo-alpha-sialidase activity. The transcript is spliced from 2 exons. The record is from RefSeq and is a predicted model, not a curated record. Lineage: Eukaryota; Metazoa; Chordata; Mammalia; Artiodactyla; Delphinidae. Gene Ontology annotation, biological process: oligosaccharide catabolic process; ganglioside catabolic process. Gene Ontology annotation, cellular component: cytoplasm; lysosome; membrane. Bases 1842 to 2900 code for a protein of 352 amino acids.